Molecule: messenger RNA, 1278 nt
Organism: Stylonychia lemnae
Lineage: Eukaryota; Ciliophora; Spirotrichea; Sporadotrichida; Oxytrichidae
Source: the annotation of a GenBank genome assembly
AUGGCACAGUUGAAAUCAAAUUCGAAUACUAAUACUGGAAAACUAUUUAUCAAAGCUCCAGAAAUAAGUUCAAACGAGGAAUUCAGCUACAGCAGUUAAGUUGAUAUCUGGUCUCUCGGAGUGACUCUCUACUACUUGUGCACUAAGUAAUUUCAAUACUAAGGCAAGACGUUAUCUGAGAUAAAGAAACAAGAUUAGACAGCUUAUAUUAGUCUUAAUGGAUAGUACAAAGUAUUCGAGCCCCUUUUAAAUAAAAUGCUUCAGUUUAAUCCAGCUUUGAGAAUAGACGCACUAUAGGUGCUGUGUGAAGUUUGUAAGAUUAAUAAUGAACCUGUGAACAAGCAUUUGGAAAUAGAGGAGCAAAAGCAAAGUUAUCCCGAUACUACUAGUUUUAAUGAGGGCUAGACUACUUUUGCUUUAACGAUAAGAUCAACAAAUGCUUUUGUCAAUGAAAUUAUUUAAAAGCUAGGGGAUUUUGACUUUUAGCCAAAGCCUAAAUACACAGAUAAAAUAAAAAGGAUUGCUCAGCCAAUGAUUAUUCUAGAGAAUGGAGAAAAGUAUGAGGGAGAAUGCGAUGUUGAUAGUAAUGUGAGAGAUGGCAAGGGAAGGAAUAUAUAUGCAGAUGGAUCGCUUUACGAUGGCUAUUGGAGAAAUGAUAAAGCCAAUGGCAGAGGUAGACUAAUACAUGCAAAUGGAGAUGUCUACGAAGGCGAGUGGAAGGAUGACAAAACUGAUGGAUUUGGAAAGUACUAUCAUAUUGAUGGCUCUUGCUACGAGGGACACUGGAAAGAGGAUAAACAACAUGGUCAUGGUAAAGAGACAUGGCCUGAUGGUGCUUGCUAUGAAGGUGAAUACAAGGAAGGCAAGAAAGACGGAUAUGGAAAGUUUUCAUGGGCUGAUGGAUCAACAUACCAAGGCUAAUUUCAUGAUAACAAUAUCGAGGGUGAGGGAGUCUACACCUGGGCUGAUCACAGAUAGUACAAUGGUAAAUGGGUCAACAAUAAAAUGCAUGGCACUGGAGUUUUUACCUGGGCUGAUGGCAGGAAGUACGUUGGGUAAUACUUCGAUGAUAAGAAAUAAGGUUAGGGUGUAUUCUAAUGGCCAGAUGGGAGAUAAUACGAUGGUAGCUGGUACAAUGGCAAGCAGCAUGGAUUUGGUACAUAUACAACCACCAAGGGAGAGACGAAGAAAGGAGAGUGGAAAGACGGAAAGCGAGUCAGGUGGCUCUCAGGUAACUAGGAUAAUGACGCUGGAGACAAUAUCCCUGAUGCCCAAUGA